Molecule: messenger RNA, 2788 nt
Organism: Phascolarctos cinereus (koala)
Lineage: Eukaryota; Metazoa; Chordata; Mammalia; Diprotodontia; Phascolarctidae
Gene: PLEKHG6
Product: pleckstrin homology and RhoGEF domain containing G6
Molecular function (GO): guanyl-nucleotide exchange factor activity; GTPase activator activity
Source: RefSeq, a predicted model, not a curated record
UCAGUUCUGCUCCCGAGGCCAGCAGGUCCUCUCUGUCCCAGCGCCUGCCGGACCAGGUAUCUGGGCUGGCCUUGCUGCCUUAUCCAGGGACCUGUGCAUUGGAGGAAACGCCUGGAGGGGCAACAGGAGCUGGGACACCUGGGGGAACAGCCUCAGGUGACCCUUCCCUUCUCAGCCAUGCUACCUCAGAGGUGACCAAGAGCACAGGCAAUGAAGGGGUUCAGUACCCCAAAUGAGGGCCACCCGGUCCAUGGAUUGGUGGCCUCUCGAAUUGAAACCUAUGGAGGAAGACUCCACAGCAUCCCAAACCACAGAAACCCCAAGAACCUGUAUCUUCCAAGGACUGCUCAACAGGAUUCCUCCCACCACCGACUGCAAGACCUUGUCCCCUUCACCAAGAAUUCUGCCCAGUCCAGAGGCUUGUCACCACUGAGGCUGAAAGAGCCAGAGCCUGAGAAAAAACAUGGCGGAUAUUUUGGGUCUGGCCCUUUAAACCCCCCUAAAAUCAAGGAGGUGGCCAAGGCCCGACAGCUGGAGAUGAGGCUGCAUACAUUCAGCAUGUUUGGGAUGCCCCGCCUGCCCCCUGAAGAUCGGAGAUACUGGGAGAUUGGGGAUGGGGGAGACAGUGGCUUGACAAUCGAGAAGUCCUGGAAAGAACUGGUACCUGGACAUAAGGAGAUGAGCCGGGAGCUCUGUCACCAACAGGAGGCACUAUGGGAGCUAGUGACCACUGAGCUGUCCUAUAUUCGAAAGCUGAAGAUCAUGACUGACCUCCUGGCCGCUGGUCUCCUGAAUCUACAAAGAGUGGGGCUUCUGACAGAAGUUCUAGUUGAGUCCUUAUUUGGAAAUGUACCAAACCUGAUCCGCACUCAUCAGAGUUUCUGGGAGGAGGUGCUAGGGCCUACCCUGGAGAAGACCCGCGUCUCAGGCCAGCCUCUGGACCCUCUCAGCCUGCAAGAUGGCUUCUUGACAUUUAGCCAACGGUUCCAGCCAUAUAUACAGUACUGUCUUCGAGUGAAGCAAACCAUGGCCUAUGCUCGGGAACAACAGGAAAACAACCCUCUCUUCCAGACUUAUGUGCAGUGGUGUGAGAAACACAAAAGGUCUGGACGCCAGCAACUCAGUGACCUGCUCGUCAAACCCCAUCAGCGAAUCACAAAAUACCCUCUGCUGCUCCAGGCUGUGCUCAAAAAGACCCCUGAGCCCCAAGCCCAAGAUGUUCUCAAUGCCAUGAUUUCUUCUGUGGAGGCUUUCUUACACCAUAUCAACAGUCAAGUGCGUCAGGGGGAGGAUCAUGACAGCUUGGCAGCUGCUGCCCAACGGAUUGGGCCCUAUGAAGUGCUGGAACCAUCCACUGAGGAGGUAGAGAAGAACCUGCGUCCCUUCUCCAACCUAGAUCUGACCUCCCCCAUGCUGGGGGUCGACCACCAACAUACCCGGAAACUGCUACUAGAGGGUUCUGUUCGAAUGAAGGAGGGACGAGAGGGGAAGUUGGACGUGUACCUGUUCCUAUUCUCUGAUGUGGUUCUGGUGACCAAACCCCAGCGCAAGGCAGACAAGGCUAAAGUCAUCCGCCCGCCCCUCAUGCUGGAGAAGCUUGUGUGUCAGUCACUUCGAGACCCCAACAGCUUCCUGAUGAUCUACCUUACUGAAUUCCUGUGUGUCUCCAGCGCCCUUGUCUUCCAUUGUCCCAGCCCAAAUGAAUGUGUUCAUUGGCAAGAGAAGAUACAGGAGGCCCAGGCCACCCUGCAGAAAUUAAAGACAGAGGAAUAUGUACAUCAGAAGAGGGAGCUCCUGGCCUUAUAUAGGGACAUCGAGUCGCCCAGCACCAGGCCUCCGACCCCCUCUCCUGACGGCUCUCAGAGCAGUGUAGAAGACCACAAUCUGGAGAGAAGAUCUUCAGAGUUUUCAACCAUUGUCCCUCAGCUGGUGGUCACAGAAGACAGAGAAGACUCUUCUCUCGGCCUGGAUGACGGUUCUGACAGUGGCUAUGGCACAAUACCCGGCUCCCUCCAUGGGUCCCAAUCCCCACUGACCCGGAGACGCUGGCCUGCCCUCCGCCAGGACCCCCGACUCACCCUCUCCACCCUGGACCUCCGAGACAUCCCUCGAAGACUCCAGUCUUCCAGUCCCCAUGCCCCUCAAAGACAGAGUGCCCCUGACCUCCCUGAGGAGGAUAUUAUCCAGAGAGGGAAUAGCCUUCCACGGAGGGAGCCCCCAUCCUGGUCUGAGAAAGAAGAGGAGGAAGAAGGAUCCUCGACAGGAGGGGAUGUAGUAAUGGAGACUCUGCACCGAGCUAGGCUUCGGGGACAGCUACCUCCUUCACCAUCUCAGGUAGACUCAGCAGGAGAGAGCCCCUGGGACUCCUCAGGGGAAGAUGAGGAGGAAAGUCCUCUGUUUGUGGUACCCAAACGCUAUUCCACAUCGUACUCCCUACGGGCAGAAAUGCUCCAGGAGAUACGGGAGGACCUGGCCAACCAGAGGAUUGAUGGAGUCACAGAGACAGUGAGAGAACCCAGGGACAGUCAGCCCCGGAAGCUGACGGUAGUCGAACUACAAAGGAUGCGUGGGUCUCAAAUCAUACAGCUAGAUACCCCAUUAACCACAUCGGAGGUAUAGCCUCACUCAGGACAUCUAAGAUUUCUCCUAGAGGACAUCUGAUCCAAGGACUAUUGGUCACCCACCCACCUCAGCCCAAAGCCAGACCCAGGCAUCCACCUGCUCCAUGAAAGUUUGGGAUCAAGAUUGUAAAUUUCUGUAUCAUAAACACUCUUUAAGUUCAAAUAAA